Messenger RNA from Neoarius graeffei (lesser salmon catfish), 2384 nucleotides. RefSeq names its product phosphatase and actin regulator 1 (gene phactr1). Gene Ontology annotation, biological process: cell motility; stress fiber assembly. Bases 123 to 1580 code for a protein of 485 amino acids. The record is from RefSeq and is a predicted model, not a curated record. The transcript has 13 exons. Lineage: Eukaryota; Metazoa; Chordata; Actinopteri; Siluriformes; Ariidae. Gene Ontology annotation, molecular function: actin binding.
AUGCUGAUGUCGACCGGCGGCCCAUCCGGAGAGCUCGAUCUAAGAGUGACACCCCCUACCUCACCGAGACCAGGCUCUCAUACACCCUGCAGACAGCAGAGGGGGCAGAGAGACUAGCUGCAAUGCGUUCUGAUUCACUUGUGCCCGGCACUCACACUCCUCCCAUUCGUCGGAGAAGUAAGCUAGCAAGCCUAGGACGACUCUUCAAGCCAUGGAAAUGGAGGAAGAAGAAAAGUGACAAGUUCAAACAAACAUCUGCAGUCUUAGAGAGAAAGAUGUCCACACGGCAAAGCAGAGAGGAGUUGAUCAAGAGAGGAGUGCUCAAGGAGGUCAACGAGAAUGAGGAGCUAGCAGUGGAGAGUGAGCACAUGUGCAUGUCUGAGUUGGACAGACUGCCAGUUAUUAGUCCUGUAUCUGAAUCCCAGGAAACAAAUGGAGAAGCAACAGAAACUCAGUUGUCAGGGGAAACAGGGGUGUGUCUAGCAGGCCACACCCCAAAGCCAAUUCCAUCCAUGCCCCCUGUAAAAGGCAUUCCACUACCAAGUGAUGGCAUGGACAUCCCCCUUACCAAACCAUUAGCUCUAAAGCAACCACCUGCCUUACCUCCGAAACCAUAUAGCAGAAUACCUAACCAUUUAACAGACCCUUUAGGAAAAUUCUCCCCACCACUUCCCCCCAAAAAAGUGAUGAUCUGUGAGCCGGUGCCCUCUUUCCAGCUCAGAUACCCACAGCCCUCAACCAUGCACGCACACUCCCUAACCCACACACACCCUUUGCAGCAUACCACACUCCCACUUUCCCUCCAUCCCCCAAGUCGUAUCAUCGAGGAACUUAACAAAACUCUUGUGUUUACCAUGCAGAGACUGAGUGAGAGUUCUGUACUGCAGGCUGUACCAUCAGUGCAAAUGGAGAGUGAAGAGGAGAAAGAGAACAGAGAUGCAACGCACCAAAUUCUGCCAAACGUUCACACUUUCAACACACAUCCCACCAACACACGCAUGUACAUCCCACCCACCCAUGAAGAUGAGGAGGAGGAAGAAGAAGAGGAAGAUGAUGACUCCUUAUUUACAAGUAGUCUGGCUCUGAGGAUCCUGAGGAAAGACUCACUUGCAAUAAAACUGAGUAACCGACCAUCAAAGAGAGAGCUGGAGGACAAGAACAUUCUACCCAUGUUGACUGACCAGGAGAGACUGGAGUGCAGACAGCAAAUUGGCACAAAACUCACACGAAGACUCAGCCAGAGACCAACUGCAGAAGAGCUAGAACAACGAAAUAUCCUAAAACCACGGAAUGAGCAGGAAGAGCUUGAGGAGAAGAGAGAGCUCAAGAAAAGGCUGUCACGGAAGUUGAGUCAAAGGCCGACAGUUGAGGAAUUGAGGGAGGCGAAAAUUCUUAUUCGGUUCAGUGAUUACGUGGAGGUGGCUGAAGCUCAGGACUAUGACAGACGGGCAGACAAGCCGUGGACCCGGCUUACUGCUGCAGACAAGGCUGCCAUAAGGAAGGAGCUCAAUGAGUUCAAAAGCACAGAGAUGGAGGUUCAUGAAUCAAGUCGACAUCUAACCAGGUUUCAUCGACCGUAGUGCUGAUUGCUGAGCAGAAGCACAGGGCAUUACCAAUGACAAAUUCACCUCUGGGAUAUACCAAGUCUAACGUGCUGGGAUCAAAGUGUACAAGGAUUGGAACUAAACGCAGAAACUAUAUUAGUAUUCCGAUCUGAUAUCAGGAGAAGAAAUAGGUGCCCAAGUUCCCAAGGUGAGCUGACUAGCCUAGAUUCAUCAAUCCCUGACCAAAUGAACUGUCAUGAAGUAUGUGUGUAUGUUCUGACUGAAAUGUGAAAUAUUAUUUUGUGCUCUGGCAGUACACUUAAAGUGAUACUGACACGUACAGGUCUCCUCGGUGUCAUUUUAUAGAUUUUAACACAAACUUUCAAUUUUCGAUGUAAUCGCAAGGUGUGGAGAUAAACUCAACAAAAUAAAACAUUUAAACCAUGAAGCGAUGCCUGGAAUUCCCUUCCCUUCCGCCGAGAAUGGCCCAAACCGGAAAUGACGUAGAUCGGGGAACCCCUGCCUGGAAGGCGCGCCAACAGAAAACAUUUUCAUGACCGAACAUGAGCUGUGUCCGAAACCACUCAUUCACAACUCCCUACUCACUCUCUAAGGAGUUCUAUAUAGAGGACUCUAUAGUGAGCUCAUUGGUAAAAUGAAAAAAACACUUUUGGACACUACUCCGCCGUGCCGUUAUGUCAUUACUGUCACACAAUUAAAAUGUGCCACAACAGUCGGCUGGUGGGUUUUCAAAAUAAUAAAUACAUGCAUGUAUUUUUGUGAUAAAUACAUAUUAUACUGAGCAUAUUUCCCACAUUAAUAAAUACAGAGUACUUUGUG